UAUUAAACAACGAAUUUUAAGGGACAAUAAUAUGACGGUUUUGGAAAAAAUUCUUAUUUUUGUACUUGUUUGUUUGGUUUUAGGUGGAUCCCAGAGUCUAAAAUUUAACUCAAAAGCAGGGGUAGUUAAUCAAAAAACAAGACGGUGUUCAAACAGAGAGACAACCCAUCUUCGCGAUGUAAAUUCAAAUGAGAAACAGUCAAGCUCAAGCAAAUCUGAAGAGUCUGAUGAAUCUGACGAAUCUGAUAAAAAUAAUUUAAAAGCAGUCCAAGCAUCGGCAGACAGUACGAAUGAAAAGAAUACAGCUGUUAAAGAUACAGUUUCAACUUCAAUACAAAAGGAAGAGAAUUCGUCAAUGAUUGCCGACACUACAGAUGUAAUACCAAUUCCCGAGCAAAUAGAACAUGCUCAAUUGAAAGAUGAUGAUAUAUGCUGGGAUUUUGAAAAGGAACGAUGCAAAGAGCUGGCCGAUGCAUACUCGUAUUACUGGAGGAAUGAUUGUGAAAGUGAUGAGGAUUGUGUUCAUCAAUAUUUUGUCUACAAUAUUGGAAAAUGCUGUGAGGUUCCCUGUGGUGAUGUGAAUAAAGUGUGCCGGUACCCAAUAGGCGUUCGCGAUCUUGUAGGCUCUUUGGAUCCAGAGUAUAUGCCAUGAAAAAAAAAUCAUUGUAACUUGAACAAUAAAGAGAGAAAACAUUCAAU
Messenger RNA from Saccostrea cuccullata (small rock oyster), 699 nucleotides. RefSeq lists its product as uncharacterized. The transcript has 6 exons. Bases 32 to 652 code for a protein of 206 amino acids. Lineage: Eukaryota; Metazoa; Mollusca; Bivalvia; Ostreida; Ostreidae. The record is from RefSeq and is a predicted model, not a curated record.